This is a messenger RNA of Athalia rosae (coleseed sawfly), 1825 nucleotides long. RefSeq lists its product as uncharacterized. The record is from RefSeq and is a predicted model, not a curated record. Gene Ontology annotation, molecular function: chitin binding. The coding region runs from base 352 to 1554 and encodes 400 amino acids. Lineage: Eukaryota; Metazoa; Arthropoda; Insecta; Hymenoptera; Athaliidae. Gene Ontology annotation, cellular component: extracellular region. The transcript is spliced from 2 exons.
UAGACUUCUUCGGGCCACCCAAAAUUAUAUAAGUGCCUGAUAGAUUAUAUCUACAUAUAGCUAGUGUAGGUACAUUGGUUGGAAGGUGAUGCCGAUUGCAAAAUUAAAAUACCCGGUCGGCAAUUACUCCCACAUCCUGCAAUAUUGCUCUCACUUUCUCUCGGCACAUCUCAGGACUCCCUGCAUAACACAGCCUACUUCGCAGUACGUAACACAUAGACGAUGUAAUUGAUAUGUAGUUACCAUCGGGAUCUCCUAGCAGUACGACACAGAGGCAGCUCGUGCGAGGUACUCCGAACUUGGGACUCUAAUACAUUCACAUUUCUCAUUUCCGACCCAAGCUCUCCAGAAAUGGCACGCCACAUUCUGAUCUUGCUCCUGUGCUCAUUAAUCUUACAGUCGGGUGCUUGGUCCCAGCUCCUUUUUAAUACAACGCCGCGACCAAUUAACUCAAAUUUCACCUGCGCUGGGCGGCUGGCCGGAUACUACGCCGAUCUUUCUUCAAACUGCCGAGUCUAUCAUAAUUGCGAUGACCAGGGCAACAAAUUCUCCUAUCACUGUCCGGAGAUGACUGCCUUCCGACAAGAAGCCCUCGUCUGCGACCACGCACACCUCGUCGACUGCCAGACUGCCGCCACGCAGAUUCUCAUAAACAGAGCGGAAAAAUCGAAAAAGACCGUGGGAGCGUCACCAACCGUCACAACUAUCAAUCCCUUCUCGAAUUUAUUCAUCCGAAAAGAUGCGGCUGCCAGUCAAGUUUCAAAGCCGUGGCCUGCCAAUGUGCGCUUCAAAACGGCUGUGGCUCAGGAGACUCCGUUUCACUUGGGUCUGGAUGCGCGACAUACGUUCGCAGGAAUGGCUUCAACUUUCGCGAGUAACCAAACCACAGUAGCUCAGCUCGCGAGCGGUAGAAAUUCCGGCAUGGAGAAGAUUGCAAUGCCGUUCGAUUAUCGCUGGGUUCAAUUUUCGGGCGAUCGGCCGAAGAGCAAAAGCAACGGAAGCAGAUUCGACGGGUCUACCGGAAGAGAUCUCAUUGCGAACUCACGCGGUCACUUGGGGUGGAAAUUCACAAAUCGCAGUAUCAGCACCGCAGAAAUCAACGCCGAUGGGGAACACCACACGCAACCUUCGGCUUAUGAAUACUCACGAAUGAAAAGCUCCCCUAUGACCUCCAGAAGCGGGUCCUAUCCAGAAAUCAACGGGACGAACACGAAAUCGACUCAAAUUUCGGGACAAACGAAGCUAACCCCGAGCCUAACAACACUUUCGCCCUCGGAUAUUCUCUUCCCCGACUUUACCGCCUCCUUGAAACCUCUUGUGCCAAACGCCCUUGAAUAUGACCCGUACUAUCCCAGAGAACCCUGGACUACAACUGAGACCUAUUACACACCUAGCGAGCGAAGUGAAUCACCUCGGGCAUUCGAUUCACCCAACUUUCAACCUUCCCUGAUCGGCGUGCGCUUCAAAAUUCCUGAUAUUCUGCCGGACCUGAACACGAUUGACGAUAUCGUCGAACGGAGGAAACAUUUUUUUAUACCGAGAAAUAGAAAUUAACUAUCAUACGUAUGCGUAUGCGUCGUAUGUGUGUCGGCAUUAAAAUAUACACAUACAUGCAUCGGUGUGACGAUAUGCUAAUUGCAGUCACUCUCGUUUUCCUCUCUAAGAUUAUUAUUACUUCCGUAUGGCUUGCGUAGGGUUUUCUCCUAUGCAGAACAUGGGUACACUCGUUGAAUAAAAGUCUGUUUUCAUUUUCUACGUAUUUUACAACAAACUGCGAUGAUUGUCAUUAUUAUUUAUUAACAAAUGAUUAAAAAAACGUCAAUGA